CUCUUUCCCAACUAUGAAAUUGUCCCAUGCUAAUUCCAAAAGAGUAAAUCGGUUUCUUAAUUCGGUAAUUCCAAAUCAAUUCAUGUUCUUUCGCCAUGUUUUCUCCUGAUGCCACAGAUCUAGCUACUGGCCUCCUCAUUUAGUCAUUCGGUUGUCUUCUAUUUUCUUGUUCCUCCUAACUUAUCCAUUUUGCUUUUUAGUUGUGUUCGGUCCGGUGAGACUGUUGUGUUGUUGUCUUUGUCGUUUGGUCUCAGACAUGUGUUUGAUGUUUUAGUUGAACGAGUUAGCACGGCAUUGCGUGCUUAGGGUUUUUCUUUCUGCACUUCAACUUAACAAGUGUACAAUUUUGUAUUGCUGUAAUGGAUUAUGGUCGAGAUGGAAACGUCGUUCAAAUAAUCACUGGUGGCGGAAAUGAAAACUGGUCCAGUGACCAGGCCGUUUGGGCUACGGAAGACGAUUAUCGAUUUUGGAACAACGGCGACGCUGACACUCCCACGGACUCGAAUUACGAUCAAAGGCAGUCCCAAUCUCGAUCUGGAAGCGAACCCCCAAACAAGAAAUCUAGGAAUUCUCAAGAUGUGACUUCCUCGAAUCGGUCCAAGGCAAUUGGGAAAAUGUUCUUCAAGACAAAACUAUGUUGCAAAUUCCGGGCCGGUACGUGUCCGUAUAUCACGAACUGUAAUUUCGCGCACAGUGUUGAAGAGCUUCGUCGGCCACCUCCGAACUGGCAAGAAAUUGUGGCUGCUCAUGAGGAGGAAAAAUCCAUAAUAUCGGAACCGAGGGAGGAGUUUCAAAUUCCGUCUAUUGGGUCAUCUGGGUUUGCUGGCGAGAUGCAGAGAGCAUACAAAGGUCGCCAUUGCAAGAAGUUUUACACGGAAGAAGGAUGCCCAUAUGGAGAUAACUGUACAUUUCUUCACGAUGAGCAAUCUAGGAAUCGUGAGAGUGUGGCUAUAAGUUUGGGCCCAGGUGGGUAUGGCGGUGCUGGGAGUGGCUCUAAUUCCAAGCCAUCAAAUUGGAAAACACGGAUUUGCAAUAAGUGGGAGAUGACUGGAUAUUGCCCAUUUGGAAAUAAAUGCCAUUUUGCUCAUGGUGCUGCAGAGUUGCACAGAUAUGGAGGGGGGCCGAUGGAGGGAGAAAAUAGAGACACUGCAUCUGCCGCUGCUCCUGACACGAAGCAGGGUGGGGUGCCUUCAAAAACGCCUGCUGAUAAUGUGGUUUCAUCAGUCACUCCUGUUGCUCAUCCUGAUGUCUAUCAUAUUGGAGUUCCUUCACAAAGGCCUUCCAUUGUAAUUCAGAGGCCAGGUCAGAGAGCUCAUCAGAAGUGGAAGGGUCCAGAUAAAAUCAGUAGGAUAUAUGGUGAUUGGAUUGAUGACUUGGAAUGAAUUCAGCAGUUAAUUUUUUGCUAUUGAAGAAAAUGGCUGAUAAGGACUCAUCGCCAGGACGUGUAUCUGUAGUUUAUUUAGGUUGUGAUCUUAUCUCACCAUAUGAUGAUGAUGAUGUAUCUUUAUGGUUUUCUUUUGCGAAGAAAACACAAGGGGGGAAGGAUGAAUUGUUUUAUGACUUCCAUUCUCACCUUUUUUUGUGUAUCAGUUAGCCUGUCCGAUGACCUUUUCAUCCUACGAGAGCAUUGUUUCAAUUCACUAAUACAUGUUCGUGUCUUAAA
Molecule: messenger RNA, 1663 nt
Organism: Prosopis cineraria
Lineage: Eukaryota; Viridiplantae; Streptophyta; Magnoliopsida; Fabales; Fabaceae
Product: zinc finger CCCH domain-containing protein 12-like
Exons: 2
Coding region: 360-1382 (340 amino acids)
Molecular function (GO): metal ion binding; mRNA binding
Source: RefSeq, a predicted model, not a curated record